Molecule: messenger RNA, 1048 nt
Organism: Anopheles arabiensis
Lineage: Eukaryota; Metazoa; Arthropoda; Insecta; Diptera; Culicidae
Product: trypsin 3A1-like
Exons: 3
Coding region: 135-695 (186 amino acids)
Biological process (GO): proteolysis
Molecular function (GO): serine-type endopeptidase activity
Source: RefSeq, a predicted model, not a curated record
GUUUGCCAUAUCUCACUGUGCGAUGAGAUACAACACUUGUUUAAAAGAGUGUCUGGGCGUGCGACUGUUGUAAGCUGACACGCAAAUAAAUGCCAAAGAACAUAAGAAGACAAUCCUGAUGUGCUUUAAAUACCAUGAGAGCUUCACCACAGUACCACAGUUGCUGCAGUAUCAAGAUGGUAUCACUGGUAAAGGUCCUUUGUGCCGUGGUUUUGGUGUCGUGCCCAAGUCAUGUGUUUGCUAGUGACAUUAAUAUGAAAAACCAUACUGAAGAAGCAGUUCAAAAAGCGUUCACAACUUCACUACAGCUUGAAACCAGCAAUUAUUCCCAUUCAGGACGAAUUUUUAAUGGAAAGAAUGCUAAUAUCGCAUCAUACCGUUACGUAGUGUGUCUACUUGAGAACAAAUCUUGUGAAUGUGGAGCUAGUGUUAUUACGUACUAUCACGGGUUGACUGCAGCUCACUGUGUGUACCCCAAUCCGAACAUUUCUAAGUUUGCGUUGUACGGAGGCAGUGCGUCGCUGAGCAAAGGUGGGAUCGUGUUUUAUCUCAGUAAAAUCGUAAAUCAUCCUUUAUAUAAUCCAAAGACAAACUAUUACGACGUAGCAAUACUUCAAGUGAAAAAAUCUCUAGAAGGAUACAAAAACAUUGCUCGCAUACCACUGCAAGACGCUGAAUUUCCUAGCAAUACUUAAUGUUACGUAGCUGGAUGGGGCUAUAAUUUAAAGACUAAUCCAGAUAAUCUACAAUAUGCCACCCAACUAACAGUGUCACAACAACAAUGCUCUGCUGCUUGGCCUGGUUCAAUUAUGUCCGCGAACAUUUGCACUAAGCAAGGCACAGACGGAGAUUUAUGUAACGGCGAUAGUGGAGGCCCAUCUGCAAAGGCAAGCUAACAGGUGUCAUUUCUUUUGGUGGAAUACCCUGUGACAGUAGUCCACCUACCGUUUUUGCUAAAGUUUCAGCUCCUACCAUUCGGUCAUUUAUUAAAACAUAUGCGGGGAUUUAAAAUGUAUUAAAAAAUAAAUGCUGCACAGUGUUAUUUGAU